AAAUGAAAGAUGCUUUGGAUCAAUGGCCAGCAGUUUUCUUUAUAAAACAAGAGGAAUACUCAUCAUUUUUACCUGUAAUUCCAUUUCUUCCUUUACCUGACAAACCCUUCGGAUUCCAGAAUAAUGGCAGCAGAAAGCAGUGUAAAAGUGCCCAGAAUCAAGCUGGGUUCACAGGGACUGGAAGUGUCUGCACAAGGACUAGGAUGCAUGAGCAUGUCUGCAUUCUACGGCCCGCCCAAGCCGGAAAGCGACAUGAUCAAGCUCAUUCACCAUGCCAUUAACUCUGGCAUCACUUUUCUUGAUACCUCCGACGUCUACGGACCGUACACCAAUGAAAUCCUCCUCGGGAAGGCUUUGAAGGAUGGGAUGAGGGAGAAAGUGGAGUUCGCUACGAAAUUUGGGAUUACCUUUCAGGAUAGCCAGAUGAUUGUACAAGGAGACCCUGCUUAUGUACGAGCUACCUGCGAGGCCAGCUUGAAGCGGCUUGAUAUUGAUUGCAUUGAUCUUUAUUACCAACAUCGCGUUGACACACAUGUACCUAUUGAAGUCACGAUUGGAGAACUAAAGAAACUAGUGGAAGAAGGUAAGGUAAAAUAUAUAGGCCUAUCGGAGGCCUCGGCUUCAACAAUCAGAAGAGCACAUGCUGUUCAUCCAAUAACAGCAGUGCAGUUGGAGUGGUCUUUGUGGUCAAGAGAUGUGGAGAAAGAAAUAAUUCCUACUUGCAGAGAACUUGGCAUUGGAAUAGUAGCAUAUAGUCCUCUUGGACGGGGAUUCUUGUCAUCCGGUCCAAAAAUGGUUGAAACUUUAUCUGAAGACGACGCUCGAAAGUAUCUUCCAAGAUUCCAACCCGAGAAUCUGGAGCAUAAUAAGAGAUUGUUCGAGAGAGUGAAUGAUAUGGCAAUUAGAAAGGGGUGCACGCCUUCACAGCUAGCUUUAGCAUGGGUUCAUCAUCAAGGAACCGAUGUGUGUCCCAUACCUGGUACCACAAAAAUCGAGAAUCUCAAUAAAAACAUAGAAGCGUUGUCUAUAAAACUGACGAAAGAAGACAUGGCUGAACUCGAAUCUAUCGCUUCAGCUGAUGCCGUCAAAGGUGAUAGAUAUACUCCUGGUUUUGGUACGUGGGAGCAUUCAGACACUCCUCCUUUGUCAACUUGGAAAGCUGUGUGAAACCACUUAAUCUGUAUGCUAAAAUUACCUUACUGGAAUGGAGAGAAGAUUGAAAUAAAAUUGGCAUUACAACGUACUGAGCAAGCAGUUUCCAUUAAAUGGCGAUCUUUUAUAACUGUAUUGUGAUUUGGUUUUCAAACUACAGUCAUCUGGAUUGCAGAUUAAAAGUGUCGUACUUUCUUCGCAAGUGUUGAACCUACAGUUGGCAAGUACUAUGGCAUUUAUGUUUACG
This is a messenger RNA of Olea europaea var. sylvestris, 1399 nucleotides long. RefSeq names its product auxin-induced protein PCNT115-like. The coding region runs from base 124 to 1167 and encodes 347 amino acids. The record is from RefSeq and is a predicted model, not a curated record. NCBI's taxonomy places the organism in Eukaryota, Viridiplantae, Streptophyta, Magnoliopsida, Lamiales, Oleaceae. The transcript is spliced from 5 exons. Gene Ontology annotation, cellular component: cytoplasm.